UGUAUCUAUUGUAUAUUAAGUAUUUAAUUUGUACUUGCUGAUGGUGUUGUCCAUCAAACGUUAACCUAUCCCCGACGUGCUUUUAUUAUGAAAUGUCUAACCGGAAGCUCUGGUGUUUUUGUGGCUGCUUUUCGACACAGGUCAGAAGAAGCCCAAACGUGGAGGCGAGGAUGUGGAUAUGCUGACAUCUGCAAGCCAGAGGUUUAACUGGAAGACCACCGUAGUCAGGCGGGCGAACAACGGCCUUAGCAACCUCGAAGCAACUCCGAGACAUGUAACUGGUUGUGAAGAGGCUUGUGUCCUGUAGGGCACCUUGAAGCUCAGCCAGUCACGGUGCCUCCCUGGGGCUUUCUAUCAUGAGGGGGCGUUGCUCUCGAAAACUGGGCGUGCUGGCCAAGGCUGGCUUCCUGCUCUGGCUGCUGUGGUUGGGCUACCUGUUGUUAGCACGCUCCUCUUUCCCUUCCUCUUCCUCUGUAGAGGAGGAAGACCAGGACCGCAAUCGCCUGGCGAGACAGCUCUCCAUAGAGGAGAGCGGGGCUGAUGGGCAGCUGGCUAGGCCCCUCUAUGUUAAGUCACCACCAGACAGCAAUGCACAGGGGGAGUGGGGUCGGGCCACACACCUCAACCUCAGCCCUGAAGAAAAGAAGCAGGAGCAGGACAGUGUGGAGCACUACGCCAUCAAUAUUUAUGUCAGUGAUAAGAUUUCCCUCCAUCGGCACAUCCAGGACCACAGGAUGAUUGAAUGCCGAAGUAAGAAGUUUGACUACCGGCAUUUACCCACCACCUCUGUGAUCAUAGCCUUCUACAACGAGGCCUGGUCCACCCUGCUGAGGACCAUUCACAGUGUCCUGGAGACCACGCCUGCCAUCCUGUUGAAAGAGAUCAUCCUCAUUGAUGACUACAGUGACCGAGGCUACCUGAAAUCCCAACUAGCUGACUACAUCAGUAAUCUGCAACGUGUACGGCUCAUCCGCACCAACAAAAGGGAGGGUCUGGUCCGGGCACGUCUCAUUGGUGCCACCUAUGCUACGGGUGAUGUACUGACAUUCCUUGAUUGCCACUGUGAGUGCGUCCCUGGCUGGAUUGAGCCUCUGCUGCAAAGGAUUGGCGAGAACGCCAGUACCAUUGUGUGCCCUGUGAUCGACACCAUCGACUGGAACACCUUUGAGUUUUACAUGCAGACUGAUGAGCCGAUGAUCGGAGGUUUUGACUGGAGACUCACCUUUCAGUGGCACUCAGUCCCCGAAGUGGAACGCAAGAGGCGCAAGUCUCGCAUUGACCCCAUCAGGUCUCCGACAAUGGCAGGUGGAUUAUUUGCUGUGAGCAAGGCCUACUUUGAGUACCUGGGCACAUAUGACAUGGGCAUGGAGGUGUGGGGAGGAGAAAACCUGGAGCUCUCUUUCAGGGUGUGGCAGUGUGGGGGCAGCCUGGAGAUUCAUCCCUGCUCUCAUGUGGGCCAUGUCUUCCCUAAAAAGGCACCUUAUGCACGGCCCAACUUCCUCCAGAAUACCGUACGAGCUGCAGAGGUUUGGAUGGACUCUUAUAAGCAACACUUCUACAACAGGAAUCCCCCAGCCAGAAAGGAGACCUAUGGGGACAUCUCAGAGCGGCUGCUGCUGAGGGAGAGGCUGAAAUGCAACAGUUUUGACUGGUAUCUGAAGAAUAUCUACCCUGACCUACAUGUACCUGAGGACAAGGAGGGCUGGCAUGGGGCUGUGCGUAGCUCAGGAGUACACUCAGAGUGUCUGGACUACAACGCUCCAGAUCACAGUCCCACAGGUGCCCACAUUUCUCUGUUCGGCUGCCACGGCCAGGGAGGCAACCAGUACUUUGAAUACACAUCUCAAAAGGAGAUCCGUUUCAACUCAGUAACAGAGCUGUGUGCUGAAGUAGUCGAGGGACAGACCUCCAUCGGGAUGAGGCACUGCCCUGGUGAUAGGGAGCUCAAAUCCCCCAGUAUCGUCUGGGAAUUCAAAAAGGACGGGACCAUCUACCACCCUCACUCAGACAUGUGUGUGACAGCCUACCGCACACCAGAGGGCCGCACAGACGCACAGAUGAGGCAGUGUAACCCAGGAGACAAAAACCAGCAGUGGAAGUUUGAGUGGUAGGAGGAGGGAGAGAGAAAGUAGCAGGGAACCUCAAGUGACCUUGUUUUAUAGUGCAAUUACUACAGUGGAUGUCGUCUUCGCUGCUCCCAAUUCUCUCGCUCUCCAAAUCUGCACUCCAUUUGAAUGGGAAUGGCGAGCAAAUAAAAGGUGCUGAAAAAGUCACUUUAAGCCAAUGAUUUACCCAAUUCAGCACUUUUAUACCCAUGUGAAUGACUGAAUAAGUGCAGAUUGUGGCGGAGUGAAUGAGAAUUGCAAGGCGAGGUUUAUUUGGUCUUUUUAAGGAGACCAGCUGACCUUUCAUCCAAGUGCCUCUGCAACCAAAACGGAGUCCAGCGCACAUCUGAAGUGUCAUUAUUGUCAUGUGUUCUUUCAUCUAAUGCCACACCUUGAAAGCAGCAAAACUGAGUUGACUGUCCAGCAAAUGAAAAAGUGCCUUUCAAAGAGAUUGAAGAAGUAUUUCCAUGAAAACUACAUGCAAAAUCAUGCUGCACUACAAAAUAUUACCUUGAUGUGCACUUAAUAUUAAUUAUUAUUGUUAAAUCCUCAUGCUUGUUUGUUUUAGUUGUCAAAAAAUAACCAAUUUAAAGAUGGACUGUUCAAAGAAGACGUGCCAGGAAUGUAAGCUCAGCAGCAUGUUGCCCCGAACCAGCUACUUCCUAACAUGCCCCAUCAUGUGAGAGGAAAAUGGAAAGAGAGCGCUGCGGUCAUACUAAACUGCUUCUCAAUUCUAUCUCUUUUCUGUGGAGCCAGUUUCAUGGUAGAAUGCUGCCUGAACAAGACUUCAUUCAUUAAGCAUUUGUACUAAGUGCAAUUUGCCCCAGAGGGCUUCGUGAGUUGACAGGAAUGUUGUAAUCAUUUGUUCCUUGUUGUGUAAAAUUAAGAAUACCCUCUAAACUCAUCUGUCACGGUGCCUUUGAAAGGUUGUCAUCCUAAAGGAAAUUGUUUGUGCUGAAAUGAAAUGUGCCAGUGGAUGUCAAAUGUAUUUAGAACAUUUAAAAUGCUAAAAAACUAAAACAACACUGGCUUUAUGCACUUGAUUUUAUUUAGACACAAAAAGCCUUAAAGGUAGCGCCUGUUUAACUUAAUCCUUCAACUUGGCUGUGCCAGACUGUUUUGUAAAGACUCCUGUGUGUAAACUGUACUUGAAACAGCAUCAAAAACACUCCUGUUUAGUGUUUUUUCGAUUGAAGACCCUGUUGGUGUUUCUUCUGGGUUUAAGGACCGAGAGAUGCAGUGUAACUGUUGUUAAAAUGUUUGUUGAAUAGCAGCUGUAUUUGCCCAAGACUGCUUAUCACUGAGCAAUGUUUGGUGUCUGUGGGCCUUUGUAGUCAUGAAUAUGAGAUAUUCAUACUAGUCAAUGGAUACGGUGGGCAUGUAAGAGGACUCCUGGUUUGUGUUACCUUUUGUAAAUAAUUUUUGGUUUAAGGGACCAGAGUGGGCACUUUUAAAACUACUGAUAAUGCAAAAGGGAUAAUGAUUACUUGAUAUGAAGGAGAGGAUGAUUAAAAUGGGAUGGGAGACUCAAGGAAGAUUAAAGCUGUUGGAAACAAAGAAUAAAAAACUAACCACAGA
Messenger RNA from Siniperca chuatsi (mandarin fish), 3683 nucleotides. RefSeq names its product POC1 centriolar protein homolog B (Chlamydomonas), like (gene galnt4). Lineage: Eukaryota; Metazoa; Chordata; Actinopteri; Centrarchiformes; Sinipercidae. Gene Ontology annotation, cellular component: Golgi apparatus. The transcript has 11 exons. The record is from RefSeq and is a predicted model, not a curated record. The coding region runs from base 357 to 2111 and encodes 584 amino acids.